UCGUUAAUUAAAUUCAUGCUAAAUCUAGUUGUUCACAAUUAUGAAUAUGUAUGUGUAAAGAUAUGUGCUUAAGAAUCUAUAGUGCAAUUCUAAGGUCCAAUGGCUAAGCAACUUGGCGAUUUCGCCUAGUUCUGGCGAAUGGUCUGGCAACAGGAAGUGGAGAAGAUUGUCAUGGUGACCAAUUUGGUAGAGAGGAAGAAAACCAAAUGUGAGCAGUAUUGGCCGGUCCAUAACCAAAGUAAAAUAUACGGCGAUAUAGAGGUUGUGUGCAAGGAUGAACACAUUUACGCUGAUUUUAUAUGGAGGCAACUUACGCUUUCAAAGAACUCCAAAGAAAGACGUCUACAUCAUCUGCAGUUCACGAGCUGGCUAGACAAGGACAUCCCUGAUGACGUCACGUCAAUUAUAGAGUUUAGACAGAGGGUGAACGCCUUGCCAAUUUCCUCUACAGGACCAAUAGUUGUACAUUGCAGUGCUGGUGUAGGCAGAUCGGGAACCUAUAUAGCUCUGGACAUCUUAAGCAACGAGGGUGAGGCAGAAACAGCUAUAAACAUUCCAAGAUGUGUUUUCAACAUGAGACAGAACAGACCCAACAUGAUUCAGUCUUUGAGUCAAUACAAAUAUCGUCACCAAGCUUUGGUCUAUGCGUUAACUAUUGAAUGCUCGUUGAUAACGAGAGAAAACGUCCAUGAAUAUAAGGAAACCUCCAGUAAACAAAAGAUAAAGAAGCAGUUUGAAAAUCUGCAAUUGAUUCGUGUGGAAAAGUCGGAUAAGGAACUGCAAGCUACGGAAAGGAAUCGGCUUCUGACAAAAAAGAACAGGAAACAUGCAGAUAUACCAGGUGAUUCCAACAGACCACGUCUUUUUCUCUUUUUGAAAUCAGGCGAAUCUGAUUACAUCAAUGCGAUAUAUAUCGACAGUUUCAAAAGAAAAAACCGAUUCCUGGUUGCUCAAACACCUCUGCCUAACACAGUUUCAGAUUUCACCGCACUUGCUGUUCAAGAAAACUGUUCCUGUAUCGUUAGUAUGGAGGCACGCUUGGAAAAGCAUAAGGGAAUGGUUGGCUUAUACUUUCCUGGUGACAAUCGAACAAUAAAGGAGAGUUUUGAUUCUGUACCAUCAAACUACGAUCAAAGUGCAAGAAACUUUGUAAAACGAUUGCUGCAUAUUGAAGGCGAAGGAAAGACCAAGAAAGGUGUGACAAUUUCACACUAUGAAUACUUGGACUGGGAUACAACACUCAAUACUCCUAAGUCGGCAGAACACUUUGUUGCCUUUAUUAAAGAGGUUGAAGACGCAUCCAAAUCAUCUCACCUGAAUGGACCGAUACUGGUGCAUUGUCUAACCGGUGCUGAACAGAGCGGCCUUUUUUGUGUUGUCAUGACAUUGCUUGAACAAUUGAGCGAAAAUAAUGAAGUCAAUGUGGUCAAUGCGGUGAGCAGAGUCAGAGCUAGAAGAUCUCUUGCUAUUCCAAAUAAGGAGCAAUACUACUUCUGCCACGAGUGUGUGUUCCAUUCCGUGAACGCAACGGAUAACGAGGCAACAGAUGACGAUGCGUUUUAUAAUAUAAGUGGGAAUAUACAGACGGGAUAAAAACAGCUGACCAUGAUGUUCAUAACGUUAGGACACAAUGACAAUGAUUUAGUUUUGAAUUAUUGCAAUUCUGCAUCACCUUCAUGACAUGAAAUAAUAAACAAACACUAAUAUGUUAUCUGUCAAUGUUAAUGUUGUAUUAUAAAUAGUGUAAA
Messenger RNA from Mya arenaria, 1748 nucleotides. RefSeq names its product receptor-type tyrosine-protein phosphatase S-like. The record is from RefSeq and is a predicted model, not a curated record. Gene Ontology annotation, biological process: protein dephosphorylation. NCBI's taxonomy places the organism in Eukaryota, Metazoa, Mollusca, Bivalvia, Myida, Myidae. The transcript has 12 exons. Gene Ontology annotation, molecular function: protein tyrosine phosphatase activity. The coding region runs from base 139 to 1593 and encodes 484 amino acids.